CCCCCUCCCCGGGCCACCCAUCUCGUGCAACUCCCAGCGGAGAGCAAGGUGUCAUCCUAUUUUCAUAGUCAACCAGAACAAUGUUCUACGCACAUUUUGUUCUCAGUAAAAGAGGGCCUCUGGCCAAAAUUUGGCUAGCGGCCCAUUGGGAUAAGAAGCUAACCAAAGCCCAUGUGUUUGAGUGUAACUUAGAGAGCAGUGUGGAGAGUAUCAUCUCACCAAAGGUGAAGAUGGCAUUGCGAACGUCAGGGCAUCUCUUAUUGGGAGUAGUUCGAAUCUAUCACAGGAAAGCCAAAUAUCUACUUGCAGACUGUAAUGAAGCAUUCAUUAAGAUAAAGAUGGCUUUUCGGCCAGGUGUUGUUGACCUGCCUGAGGAAAAUCGGGAAGCAGCCUAUAAUGCCAUUACUUUACCUGAAGAAUUUCAUGACUUUGAUCAGCCACUGCCUGACUUAGAUGACAUUGAUGUGGCCCAGCAGUUCAGCCUGAACCAGAGUAGAGUGGAAGAGAUAACCAUGAGAGAAGAAGUUGGGAACAUCAGUAUCCUACAAGAAAAUGAUUUUGGUGACUUUGGAAUGGAUGAUCGUGAGAUAAUGAGAGAAGGCAGUGCUUUUGAGGAUGACGACAUGUUAGUGAGCACUAGUGCUUCUAACCUCCUAUUAGAGCCUGAACAGAACACCAGCAAUCGGAAUGAGAAAAUUAAUCAUUUAGAAUAUGAAGACCAAUAUAAAGAUGAUAAUUUUGGAGAAGGAAAUGAUGGUGGAAUACUAGAUGACAAACUUAUUAGUAAUAAUGAUGGCGGUAUCUUUGAUGAUCCCCCUGCACUAUCUGAGACAGGGGUGAUGCUGCCAGAGCAGCCUGCACAUGACGAUAUGGAUGAGGAGGACAACGUGUCAAUGGGUGGGCCUGAUAGUCCUGAUUCAGUGGAUCCUGUUGAACCAAUGCCAACUAUGACUGAUCAAACAACACUUGUUCCUAAUGAGGAAGAAGCAUUUGCUUUGGAACCUAUUGAUAUAACUGUCAAAGAAACAAAAGCCAAGAGAAAGAGGAAGCUAAUUGUCGACAGUGUCAAAGAGUUGGAUAGCAAGACUAUUAGAGCCCAACUUAGUGAUUAUUCUGAUAUUGUUACUACUUUGGAUCUGGCACCACCCACCAAGAAAUUGAUGAUGUGGAAAGAGACAGGAGGAGUGGAAAAACUCUUUUCUUUACCUGCUCAGCCUUUGUGGAACAAUAGACUACUGAAGCUCUUUACACGCUGUCUUACACCGCUUGUCCCGGAAGACCUUAGAAAAAGGAGGAAAGGAGGAGAGGCAGAUAAUUUGGAUGAGUUUCUCAAAGAAUUUGAAAAUCCAGAGGUUCCUAGAGAGGAGCAGCAACAGCAAAAUCAGCAGCGUGAUGUUAUCGAUGAACCCAUUUUGGAAGAGCCAAGCCGCCUCCAGGAGUCAGUGAUGGAGACCAGCAGGACAAACUUGGAUGAGUCAGCCAUGCCCCCACCACCACCUCAGGGAGUUAAGCGAAAAGCUGGACAAAUUGACCCAGAGCCUGUAAUGCCUCCGCAGCAGGUAGAGCAGAUGGAAAUACCACCUGUAGAGCUUCCCCCAGAAGAACCUCCAAAUAUCUGUCAGCUAAUACCAGAGUUAGAACUUCUGCCAGAAAAAGAGAAGGAAAAAGAGAAGGAGAAAGAAGAUGAUGAAGAGGAGGAGGAUGAAGAUGCUUCGGGGGGUGAUCAGGAUCAAGAAGAAAGAAGAUGGAACAAGAGGACUCAGCAGAUGCUUCAUGGUCUUCAGCGAGCUCUUGCAAAAACUGGAGCUGAAUCUAUCAGUUUACUUGAGUUAUGUCGAAACACAAACAGAAAGCAAGCUGCAGCAAAGUUCUACAGCUUCUUGGUUCUUAAAAAGCAGCAAGCUAUCGAGCUGACCCAGGAAGAACCGUACAGUGAUAUCAUUGCAACACCUGGACCAAGGUUCCAUAUAAUUUGAGGAGCUAGAAGCAUUAUAGCUAGUGUUUAUUUCACUAGUGUGCAUACAAAUUGCCCCCGUGUGUAGGGCACACAAAACCCUUCAACAAAAUUUAGAUGUCUGUCUGUACAAAGUCUCUGCCUUUUUCUUCCUUCAUUUUUUUUUUCAGUAUUUUAAAUUUAUCAACCUCAUCUUUAAGGGAAACUGCUUAUAUGGGUUGUGUCUGUGUUCUGAUGGAGAAAGCAGCACGCCAAGGAUCCAGAAGAUUAUUUUAACAGUUCACAACAGAUGUGUGCAAUAUUGGUG
Messenger RNA from Cynocephalus volans (Philippine flying lemur), 2261 nucleotides. RefSeq names its product double-strand-break repair protein rad21 homolog. The record is from RefSeq and is a predicted model, not a curated record. The transcript has a single exon. Bases 81 to 1976 code for a protein of 631 amino acids. Gene Ontology annotation, molecular function: chromatin binding; protein binding. Gene Ontology annotation, cellular component: meiotic cohesin complex. Gene Ontology annotation, biological process: sister chromatid cohesion; replication-born double-strand break repair via sister chromatid exchange. NCBI's taxonomy places the organism in Eukaryota, Metazoa, Chordata, Mammalia, Dermoptera, Cynocephalidae.